CCACACACCCCGCCUUCACACUCAGCUUCAACUCCAUCCAACAGUGAAAGUUUGCGCUUAGUUUCGUCUUAAGUCUUCGACGCAAAACCCAUUCGAGAUGAUACGAUCAUGAUAUACAGCAUACCAGCAUGACGUGAUUGAGUUGCGAGGAUCUAAACACAUCAUGCAGAAUGGACCAAAACACAGACAUCAAGUUUAAAACCACAGGAUCCUCGCUUUUAAAUCCAAUCAGUGAUCUGGUGGGAGUUCCGCUGGAUCAGGUGAAUUUCAUUACCUGUCAGCUGUUUGGACUGGCAGCGGCAGUCUGGUUUCGCUUGUAUCUCACUCCUCAGUUCACCACACCUGAGGUCAGACAUGCUGUUGCAGCUCUUCUUGGAGCUUCAUUCGUCAUCUUCAACUUUGGCUGGUAUGCCACACACGUCUUCGUUCUGGUGUUGGCUUGCUAUGGAGUUAUGCUCAAAGCCAGUGUCCACAAUGUUCACAGGUACACAAUGAUUUUAUCGGUCGGAUACCUCACAGUUUGCCAAGUGAGCAGAGUCUUCAUAUUCAACUAUGGUAUACUGUCCACAGACUUUUCAGGGCCUUUAAUGAUUAUAACACAGAAAAUCACCUCAUUGGCGUUUCAGGUGCAUGAUGGGAUGUGUCGAAAGCAGGAGAAACUUACAGAAGAUCAGAGACGUCUGGCAGUAAACUAUAAGCCAUCACUGUUGGAGUACCUUAGCUACAAUAUCAAUUUCCUGAGUAUACUGGUGGGACCCUGCAGUAACUUUAAGGACUACGUAGAGUUUAUAAAGGGCCAUCAUGCUCAGCACAGGCUCAGGAGAGUUAAAGACAGCAGCUCGCAGCACAACGGCUGGGACAGAAUGCCUGAGCCAUCGCCUGUGAACGCUGUGAUUAAAAAGCUUCUGGUAUGCAUUGGCUGUCUGUUAUGGUUCUUCAUCAUUACCAAAGCAUUCCCUAUAACUUACAACGUCGACGCACAAUUCAUCAGCGAGGCGUCAUUCAUUACCAGACUGGCCUACGCCUUCAUUUCCAUCCAGGCGGCCAGACCCAAGUUCUACUUUGCGUGGAGCCUCGCGGAUGCCGUUCAUAAUGCAGCUGGUUAUGGAAUCAGCGGUAUGGAUGAGAAUGGAGAAGUGUCCUGGGAUCUCAUCUCCAACGUUCACAUCUGGAAGAUAGAGACAGCAACAAGUUUAAAAUCAUUCAUUGACAACUGGAAUAUACAGACUGCUUUAUGGCUGAAAAGGGUGUGUUAUGAUCGAGCUCCAUAUUACCGUACACCCCUCACAUUUGUGCUGUCAGCCAUCUGGCACGGAGUUUAUCCAGGAUACUACUUCACUUUCAUCUCGGCUAUACCCGUCCUCUCCGCAGCUCGCUCUAUGCGCAGAAACUUCCGGCAGUAUUUCUUGUCUUCACGCCAGCUCAAGUUUUGUUACGAUGUUGUGACCUGGGCUGCUACUCAGUUUACCAUCUGCUAUAUUGUAAUGCCCUUCCUGCUGCUGGCAGUGGAGCCCACCAUGAUGUAUUACAGGUCAAUGUACUUUUAUGUGCAUAUCAUCAGCAUUCUGGCUAUGAUCCUCUUGCCCAGCAAACCCAGGGUCUCCAAGUCCGAAAGCAAUGGCCAGCACUCCAACAAUAACCUGAAGGAGAACUGAAUGAUCUGAUGUGUGUGUGUGUGGACAGAGAGAGCCGAGCCACAGGCGGACAAAGGCUACUUUGUGUGAAGCACAUACAAUGAGUUCAGCUGGGCCGAGCCAGCCUGGCACUGAGACAGCACACACACACACACAGUAUAUCUUGCCAGGGAUGCACUUCAUUCAAGCAAACCCACACUUGCUGUUAUUCAGGCACUGGAGCACAGAUCAGGUUUGAUUAUGCAGUAGUAAGUGCAUACUGUUCCAGCGCUGCACACGGUACAAUCGAUGCAAAUAUGUGACACCUUUACUAAGUAAAUUAAUGCUGCCCUUGUUGGAGGGUCUUUUAAAACUCACAGCGCUAGAGCCGUUAGAUAUUAGGUUAGUCAUUAGGUACCCAAAUGCAACCUAAUGUAUGUUGGGUAUAACCAUGUGAGGAUUUAAUUCUGACAUUGAUGAAUGUUUUGAUAUGUUUAUUUGUUUUUUUGAAGUAAUUUAUGUAUAAUACCUCAGUUUUGUGUUGUUGAGAUGUGCAUUUUGAUGAUGUGAAAUGACAAUGCAGUACUGAACAUUUAUGAAUAAUGAAGAUACUAUUGCAAAUAGUGAACGACUAAUCAAACGUGUAGACUUCCGUUAUUAGAGUCAUUGCGUGUGUUUGAAUGAUGAUCCCAAAAUAAACUACAGUUUUUUGAGUAGA
Molecule: messenger RNA, 2331 nt
Organism: Paramisgurnus dabryanus
Lineage: Eukaryota; Metazoa; Chordata; Actinopteri; Cypriniformes; Cobitidae
Gene: mboat1
Product: membrane bound O-acyltransferase domain containing 1
Biological process (GO): lipid modification
Cellular component (GO): membrane
Molecular function (GO): acyltransferase activity
Source: RefSeq, a predicted model, not a curated record